This is a messenger RNA of Chenopodium quinoa (quinoa), 1980 nucleotides long. RefSeq names its product transcription factor MYB1-like. The record is from RefSeq and is a predicted model, not a curated record. Gene Ontology annotation, molecular function: RNA polymerase II cis-regulatory region sequence-specific DNA binding; DNA-binding transcription factor activity, RNA polymerase II-specific. Gene Ontology annotation, cellular component: nucleus. Gene Ontology annotation, biological process: regulation of DNA-templated transcription. The transcript has 2 exons. The coding region runs from base 332 to 1606 and encodes 424 amino acids. Lineage: Eukaryota; Viridiplantae; Streptophyta; Magnoliopsida; Caryophyllales; Amaranthaceae.
UAUUAGUUACAAGUAAUAAUGAAAGCUUGUGUAGUUGUGUAUGAUUAUGUUUGUACUCUGUUAGUCUGUAUUGUCCUUGUAGUUCAUUCACAAAUUAAAACCCGAAAAAAAAAAUGAGGACAAAUUGGUCAUUUUGGCAAUAAAACCGCCAUAGGGGGAAAACAGGAAACCGAAACAAUUUUCCAUUUCCCCUCCAAACGAAUUUGACAACAACCCUCCUUUUUCUCUCUCCUCUAGUUGCAGUUAGGAAGGUAGGUACGGUUAGAGAGAGAGACCGAAAGCAGAAACACCUAAAUUCAAUUAAAAAAAAAAAAAAACAGUAAAACUAAAAAUGAAUGACCAGCCGAUGACUACCGAAGACCCUAACGACCUCACCCUCCCUGACGCCGCCGCCGAUGCCGCCGACGCCGACGAACUUCCGGCCGCACCAUCAUCGAGCCGAGUAAGGGGCCCUUGGUCGCCGGAAGAAGACGCCAUACUUAGUGAACUUGUUAGCAAAUUCGGAGCCCGAAAUUGGAGCUUAAUCGCCCGUGGAAUUCCGGGUCGCUCCGGUAAAUCUUGCCGGCUUCGUUGGUGUAAUCAGCUUGACCCUUGUGUCAAGCGUAAACCUUUUUCUGAAGAAGAAGACCAGACUAUUAUUUCAGCACAUGCUAUUCAUGGAAACAAAUGGGCCUGCAUAGCAAAGCUUCUCCCGGGAAGAACAGAUAAUGCUAUCAAGAACCACUGGAAUUCAACUUUGAGACGGAGGUAUGAUUUUGGGAAAUCAGUAGGAGAUUCCAGCUUUGACAGAAACAAGGCAUCAUCCGAAGAAACAGUUUCUGGUGAAACCAAUUCAUUUAAAGCAUAUGAUGGAAAACAUGAUGUAAAUAUGGUUGUUAACCAAUGUCCUCACCCCGAUUACCAGUCUCCAGUCAAUGAGAAUCUAAACCAAUCCAUGCAACCUGAAAACCAACCUUCGAUCAUGUAUGAGAAUCCCCCCAUUGUAGUUGCAUAUCCUCCCAUGAUUGCAUAUCCUCCCUUUUAUGCUCAUUAUGCUGAACCUAUUGAGCACCCUAAACCCUCUCGUCCAGUUGCACGUGUUGGUGCUUUUAAUGUUUAUCAACCCUCGUCUAAUUUAACACCUGCUGCUCCACCUCCCAAGCCUGUGCCUGUGCAGGGUCCUUUGGUAAAUGCCUUCCAACCUGACUUUGGAAUCUCCAAGUUUCUUGAUGGAGUUCAGUGUGAGCCAAUUAUUCCAUUGCGGUGUGGCCAUGGAUGUUGCUCAACUCCAACUGGUGCAAAAACUCAAAGCUCACUGUUGGGGCCUGAAUUUAUUGAAUAUGAAGAGCCUCCUUCCUUUUCAAGCCAUGAAUUAGCGUCAAUAGCCACUGAUUUGAACAAUAUAGCGUGGAUCAAAAGUGGGUUGGAUAGUGGCUGCACCAGAAGAAUGGAGGAUCCUACUCAGAGAAGAGAUACUCAAGGGACUGACAAUUCAGGGCAAUGCGCGCAGACCAACAAUGUGCGUUUUGAGGAAGGACGGACCAAGCUUAUGGGUAUGAUGACAGAAGUGCUCUCAACUAAGAUACCAAGGCAAACAGUCGCACUGCCUGCUGAAGUUGGGGUUUGAGCUGAAUACGACGAGUGCUGUUACCUUCUAAGUAGCAUUCUCGAGAUCAUUCUAAUGUUUCAGUCAUUAAACUCAGGGGUUGGGUUUAUUUAGGUUUUGUGAAGUGUCAGAUGAUUGAUAUUAGAGAUUCACAUACUAGCGGAACAUCUUACUGGCGAGAUUUGUGCAGCGCAAGUGAUGAGAUCUAUAGUCUUUUUGUUAUAUAGUCAUGCUGGUAUACAAGGGAUGGGAUCUAUAGUCUUUUUUGUUAAUUAUAGUCGAGCUUUAGUACCCGAAACAUGAAUGUUCUUGCACUCAUUAGUUAUCUGUUGAAUUAGCCAGCCAGUUUAAAUAUGAUGGAGUAAUUCUAAUAGAAUAUAGUUGUGGAUCUGGUA